Pipistrellus kuhlii (Kuhl's pipistrelle) is the source of this 3837-nucleotide messenger RNA. It is a transcript of the gene STEAP3, whose product is annotated as STEAP3 metalloreductase. Gene Ontology annotation, cellular component: plasma membrane; endosome. Lineage: Eukaryota; Metazoa; Chordata; Mammalia; Chiroptera; Vespertilionidae. Bases 44 to 1597 code for a protein of 517 amino acids. The record is from RefSeq and is a predicted model, not a curated record. Gene Ontology annotation, biological process: copper ion import. The transcript has 5 exons. Gene Ontology annotation, molecular function: ferric-chelate reductase (NADPH) activity; cupric reductase (NADH) activity.
GCCCAGCUGCAGACCCAGCGCAGAAGGAGCAGCACAUGGAAAGAUGGCAGCUGAAGGCUCUGGUGCACAGGACCCUGCCCUAGGCUGUGGAGAGCCCCCCACCACGAAGAACUCCGGAUCAGCCACCAGUACGCCAGGAGAGAUGGACAAGCCGCUGAUCAGCCGUCGCCUGGUGGACAGUGAUGGCAGCCUGGCCGAGGCUGCCAGUGGGGCCCCCAAAGUGGGCAUCCUGGGCACUGGGGACUUUGCCCGGUCCCUGGCCACACGCCUGGUGCGCUCUGGUUUCAGCGUGGUGGUGGGAAGCCGCAACCCCAAACGCACGGCUGGGCUGUUCCCCUCGGCAGCACAAGUGGUGUUCCAGGCGGAGGCGGUCGAGUCCUCUGAGGUCAUCUUCGUGGCCGUGUUCCGGGAGCACUACUCCUCGCUGUGUGGGCUCAGCGGCCAGCUGGCCGGCAAGAUCCUGGUGGACGUGAGCAACCCCACCGAGCAGGAGCACCUGCAGCUCCGCGAGUCCAACGCCGAGUACCUGGCCGCCCUCUUCCCCACCUGCACGGUGGUCAAGGCCUUCAAUGUCAUCUCUGCCUGGACCUUGCAGGCUGGCCCACGGGAUGGGAACAGGCAGGUGCCCAUCUGCAGCGACCAGCCAGAAGCCAAGCGCGUCGUCUCGGAGCUGGCGCACGCCAUGGGCUUCACGCCCGUGGACGUGGGGUCCCUGGCCGCGGCCUGGGAGGUGGAGGCCCGGCCGCUGCACCUCUUCCCCAGCUGGAAGGUGCCGGUCCUCCUGGCGCUGGGGCUCUUCGUCUUCUUCUACGCCUACAACCUCACCCGGGACGUGCUGCAGCCCUACGUGCGGGAGGGCAAGAGCAAGUUCUACAAGCUGCCCCUGUCCGUGGUCAACACGUCGCUGCCCUGCGUGGCCUACGUGCUGCUGUCUCUGGUCUACCUGCCCGGCGUCCUGGCGGCCGCCCUGCAGCUGUGGCGCGGCACCAAGUACAGCCGCUUCCCUGACUGGCUGGACCACUGGCUGCAGCACCGCAAGCAGAUCGGGCUGCUCAGCUUCUUCUGCGCCGCCCUGCACGCCCUCUACAGCAUGUGUCUGCCCUUGCGCAUCUCCUACCGCUACGACCUCGUCAACCUCGCCCUCAAGCAGGUCCUGACCAACAAGAGUCACCUCUGGGUUGAAGAGAAUGUCUGGCGGAUGGAGAUCUACCUCUCCCUGGGAGUGCUGGCCCUCGGCACGUUGUCCCUGCUGGCUGUCACCUCCCUGCCGUCCAUUGCAAACUCGCUCAACUGGAGGGAGUUCAGCUUCGUUCAGUCCUCUCUGGGUUUCGUGGCCCUGGUGCUGAGCACCCUGCACACGCUCACCUAUGGCUGGACCCGCGCCUUCGAGGAAAGCCGCUACAAGUUCUACCUGCCUCCCACCUUCACGCUCACCCUGCUGGUGCCCUGCCUCGUCAUCCUGGCCAAGGCCCUGUUCCUCCUGCCCUGUGUAAGCCGCAGACUCACCAGGAUCCGGAGGGGCUGGGAGAAGGACAGCGCCGUCAAGUUCACGCUGCCCGUGGACCACGCCCUGGGCCAGAAGACCAGCCACUUGUGAGGACGCGCAGCUGGCUCCGGGAGCCAGCCCGGCGCCUGUCGGGGCUGCUUUCCUGGUGUGGUUGGUGUAACUGCACUCGUUGGUGGUUUGAGGCCCGAACUCCUGGGACGCAAAUGUAUUCAGUAAUAUUCAGAAUGACACACGUGUGUGUGUGACACGUAGGUUCAUAUAUAUUUCAUAUAUAUAACAGGAUUUACAAUUAUACUUCCUAGCUAAAAUGUCCAGUCCCUGAGAUACCAACCUGCAGAUCUAAAAGCCAGUGACAGGUGUUAGGAGGACAGCGGCUCCACUGGCGUCUGCAGAGAUGCGCACACACUGUCAGUCCAGGAGAGGCCAUGGCGUGCUUGUCUUUGGUGGAGUCAGCCCAGUUGUGCCUCGCACCCCCCCCCCCUUUGCUGCUUUCCCACAGCAUUUGCAGACCUGGGCUCCAAGGUGGCAGGGCAGACCGGGCUGCGGGGGUGGGGAGAUCCUGGUGUCUGUGCCAUGGGAACCCAUUGAGGCCCUUCCUUUGCCAGGAGGGGAAGGGGAAGGGGAGGGAGGUUGAGCUGAAUGGCUCCCCCAUAUCUGCCCUGAGCUGGGAGGUUUUCCCGCAAAGCCAGGCAUCACCCUGCGCUGCAGGUGGGUCCUCCUAUGGUUGGGGGAAGGCACCUCCCUCCUGGCGGCACUGAUCAGCCACAUCUUGAGAACAAGUGGAAUGUUUUUCCUCCUGUAAGCUGGUGAUGACCGGUCCUUGGACCACGGUGCCUUCUCCCUUUAGGUCAUCAGUAUGAGUGUCUGCUGGGAGCCUGGAGCAGGCCCCACCAUGUCCGUGCACAGGGAGGUGGCCCAGGCUUGCUCAGCGAGGCAGCCUCUCUCAGGACCUACCCCCCCCCCUCCCCUGGGUAUGUAAUGUCUUCAUUUAAUUGGUCUUGGAAACACAGGGGUCUCUUCCUAUGCCCUCUGCUGCCCCGGGGCACAGAGCCUACCUCUGAGCACCCAGAAAAUUCCAAGUUCUCUUAAAGGAGGGGUACAUUCAAAACAGCUUGGGCGUUUUUUUCCACCAAAGCUGCAAACUUGAAAUUUGCUGCCACACAGCAUAGGAGGCUGGACCACAGCCAGGGCCACAGGACAUGUGCCCUUGAGUCAUAUGCCAUCCCUGCCUGAUUCACCCUGAAACUGUUUACUUCCCCUGUGAACACAGUUCUCCCCUGACCCCCCUCAGCUCCUGGCAGAGCCAAGGCGUCUGUCAUUUCCACACAAAGCCCCGGGGCACAGAGGGUGGGAGCUCCUGUCGGAGACCUCGACAAGGUGCACUGCACUCUGCUUUGAUCGGGCAAUGGGGUCAUGCCCACAUUUCUUAGGUCUCCGGGCCAGAGGGCAUCUCAGGAUGGAAGAGUCCGGGUACAAAGGCUGAGCAGGCAGCGCUGCAGGGAGAGGGCACCCUGCCUCUCCGGGGAGGCUCCGUGACCUCAUCAGGGUCCGUUAGCGAAAAGGGGGAAAAGCCAAGUGCAAGACAUCUCAUCAGGCCGGUGACUAGGAGAGAGGAGAACAGAGCCAGCAAAGCUGCCGCUUCCUGCAGAUGCUGCCACCUGCAGCUCCUUGCAUCCUAGCUAACGGGCCCAGUGGGAGCGGCCUCCGUGGCCCUCGGAGGUCUCUGCUAGUAGGCGGGUGAAGCUGCGGUUUCAGCACUUGCCGGGCAGCAUGAGGGCCCAUGCUUCCUACUGACAGGCAGCAGGGAGAACAUGGCCGCUGCAGCCCACCAGCCGCCAGCCCCGGUGGGUAUUGGCUGCCUGCCUUCUCCUCCCUGGGCCUGGGCACUGGUCCUUGUACCAAAGAUGCCGACACAGCCAAGCCCUGUGCUCGGCCUCCCUUCCCGCCAUCCCCUGCAGGUGCUCAGGAGGGAGAGGAUGGCCCCGUGGGUGGUGGGAGGCACAGGCCCCACAGAGGACCUCCCCUCUCACCAGCUGGAUGAGCAGCUCAUAAAAGGCAGGUGGCUGCGGGCUUGGGCGUGGCCUUGACCUUGUGUCUGCUGCUCUUCCCUACCUCACCAAGCAGCUGGCAACAGCAUCCCCAAGAGAGCGAGCCUCUCUCGGAGCCCGGGAAGGUCUGUUUGCCGCUGGGUGCACAAGUGCCUGAAGCGGCGAGCUGGGGGAAUCCUGACUGCCAUGUCAGAGGUUAUGUUUAAAAUGGAUGCGUUGAAAGUCAUUUUUACCUGUAGAGCUUUACCUGAAGCAGAGAAAAAUAAACAUCUACCCUCUGAA